Molecule: messenger RNA, 1503 nt
Organism: Paramecium sonneborni
Lineage: Eukaryota; Ciliophora; Oligohymenophorea; Peniculida; Parameciidae
Source: the annotation of a GenBank genome assembly
AAAUAAAUGAAGAAGAAAGGGAAGAGAAGAUUGAAUAGAUGAGGUAUCAAAGUAUAAGUGUAAUGAAAAAAAGAAUAAUAAAAUUUAUUAUCAGUUUAAAUGUCUUAUAGUUCAUAAUAAUCAAUAAGAUUAGAAGAUUAUAGAGAGAUGGCAGUAGAAUUAUCAUAAAGUUUGAUAGCAGUUCGUUCAAUAAUAAGAGAGAUUUUGAGACGUUGUAGUGUAGUUUUAGUAGAGAAGCAUAUUGAAUAAGCAAUACCUUAAAUAAUGCGAAAUUGGACAGUAUAAUUUUCUGAGGAUGUUGUGUCAUUAGGUAUACAUGAACCUGACGAGAUGAUGACAGAGAAAAUAAAUUAAGGUUUAGUUCUAGAGAGUGAACCAUAAAUAAAAAUUAAUGAUUGUUGGAGAAGUUAUAUAGCAAAUAUUGAUUUGAGAUUUCAGUAGACAACACAUACUAGUCAUAGUGUAACUAAAUCUCAUUUCUCUUUUAAUCCAGGUUAUUAAAGAAGUUCUGUUACAAUUAAGAGAGCUUCAUAAAUCUUAAAAACAUAAUUUGAACCAUUUGAGCCAGAGUUUGUGAAUAUGUAUUAAAAAGUUGAGGAAGAUCCUUUAGAUUAGGGAUUGAGAUAAUAGUUGGAGAGAGAUGAAUUAUUAAGAUAGUAGAAAUGGUAGGCAGAGUAAUAGAGGAUAGCAGAGAAAAAGGAAUAAUUAAGAUAGAUUAGAUUAUUAGCAAGUUCAUUUACAGGAGAUAAGAAAUAUACUUUUGAUUAUGAAGGGAGAUUUAUGCCUCAGAAUAUUCCUUAAGUUGAAUAAUUAGCACCUAUCAGAUCUAGAGUUAGUUCGAUCGUAUAGUUUUAAGAAAAGAACAAAGUUGUUGAAUUUGGAAAAUCAUUUACUCAUGUAAAGAUUGAAGGAGAUAAACCAUUUUUAGGAAGUUAAAUCAAUUUCUAAUCAAAACAAUUAUUUAAUGUAUUUGAUCAAUUUCAAGUAGCUAAAGGAGUAACAUUAACAGAAGGUUAAAAUCAAAAAUAAGGACCUUCAUUCUCGAAUAAUUAGAAUAUACAAUUAUGGGAAGAAGGAUUAAAGUUAACCAAAAAUUAAUAUUAAUAAUAUGUAUAAGGAAUUUAUUAAGGAGGAGUUAAAUAAUAAAAAUUAAUCAAUGAUAUUUCUAUCAAUGAUAUAGAACCAUCUCAAGUCAAUCUAAAUACAUCUAUAGUGAAUUCUUCCGCUGUAAAAGAAGGUUCUAUCAGAAUUGAUGGUAAUAUUAGUGUCGAAGAAUUAUUAAUUACAGAAGAACCCACACCAAUUAAAAUUGAUAUUUAAUAGCCAUUACCUAAAUUGCUAUUAAAAUAAAGAGAUCUCUCGUAAUUAUUAACCCUUACAACUGAAGCUUUAAAGCAACCUAAACCUAAAUUACCAAAAGUAAUGAGUUCGUAACACUCACUACCUCAAUUACCUAAAAAUCCUAGAGAUAGAACUUUAAGUUAAUUAAAUAAAUUCAAAUGA